GGGUAAUUAUAGGUCCUCAAGCGCUCAAGGCCUCAUCGACAUCACCGAGUCCUGACAUUCACAACGAAAAGACCCCAGACUCUAUGCCACAGUAUAGUAAGGCUGACUUAUUGGGAAGGUCAGGUGGUCAAUUCAGGGUUUGAAGUAACGAGUAAGAUCCGACUGAUAACAGGCCCGGGAUACCAUGAACUCCUUUGCAGGAUUUGCCUAGUGCCCUCCUCUUAAACCACUACAUAUAAUUCUUCAACUCACUUCUGUUCUCCCACCAGAGUCAGACAUUUGAAAAGAUAUCAAUGGCAACAAGUCCAAGGCAGUCAGACCUCCUCCCCAUCACGCACACUCGCAUCGGUAUAUGGGACCUCUAUGAGAAACGUGGACACGGGUUGCCACGCAGAUCAGAUUUAUCGAUAUUGAAGACAUUUGUCCAGAUACGCAAUGAUACGCCCUACGUGGUCCGCAUGUUCAAGGAAAUACUCAACAUCAGACGAAACCGGAUGCUUAUUCCCGCAUUCUUGGUAGUGCGAGUCUUAGACUCCCUCAUACCCGCUGUUUCCCUGUGGUACGAUGGUCAAUUACUCCGACUUGUGGAGACUAUGAUGGAGACACCUACUGUCGACACAACAGUGGUCAUUCAUGUGGCGGUAGGCCGUGUUGCAUGCGCAGUCGCGUCGCACCUUCUCGGACAUAUCCAACGACGCAUCGAAAUCCCCAUAAACAUGUCCAUCAAACAAUUUUACGCUAGUGACAUCUUCCACUCGGUAGUCCGCCUCGACAUACCUACCUUUACAGACUCGGCUGUACAGAAGCAAUUCAAUUCUGCGACGAAUCAAAGGACCAUGGGCAUCAGCCCUGCAUGGGAAGUUUUUCGGAGGUUGGCGAGCCUCGCAACGACGACGACUAGUAUGCUCUCUCAGCUUUUUAUCCUGUUUACAGUCUUGCGGAGGCAGCAGGAUGGACCACUUCUUGUGAUUCUUGGCUUCUCGCAAUCUAUGCUUGGCUGGUAUAUGACACAACCAUCGAGGGACACCUUCCCUGGUAUGGGGGUUUGGGCCGCGACCACCACCAAUAAUGAUUAUAUUCGCAUGCAAGGCUUGAGUAUGCUCGGUUAUGACUAUUCACACCGCAAGGAGAUUGUCGCAGGUAACCUCGGCGAAUAUAUUGCUUCACAAUUUCGCGAAUCCGCCCAGCGCGUCGGCGACGGUGCGGCUGACUUUGACGAAGCGUAUGAAGCUCAUUCUAUGAGACCAUUCCCGAGCAUCAGCUCUUUCCUCCGUGAAACAAUGCACGAGCUGCCUGAGAUCGCUUUUAUGCUGAGCGUCGUGCGAAAGCCAACGACGGUCCCCCUCUCUUUUAUAUCACUCGCGCUAAUUGGACAUACAUCUAAUUCAUUCAUUUCGACACACGUCUCGCAGUCUGGAUUGUUUCAUCUUGCUGCAGCAUUUGCCGGCGUACGCAAUAUGUAUGAGCUCAAGAACGUGCGGAACAAAGUGGUGGAUGGCACAGAACGGUUCCCCGAGAACCAGCAGUCCCUCAGUAGUGGUAUUUCUGUUGAGUUCAGGAAUGUAUCGUUCCAGUACCCUGAUAAAGAGAGGUAUGCUCUCCGGAAUGUUUCAUUCAGGAUUGAAGCUAGUCAGCUUUGCGUAAUUGUCGGAGGGAAUGGCUCUGGAAAAAGUACAAUUUUGAAACUCAUCUCCCGCAUCUAUGACCCGACAGAGGGUACGAUUCUUAUCGAUAACCGCGACAUCAAAACCCUUAGACUUGCUGACCUCCGUGCUGCCAUAUCCAUCCUCUUCCAGGACUACACACACUUCCCCCUCUCGAUACGCGAGAACAUUGGACUUGGCAAUCCCGGCCUCGCACAAGAUUAUGACAAAAUCCGCGAAGCCGCCAAGAUGGGUGGCUCACGAGACUUCAUCGAGGAGCUCCCAGAGGGAUUCGACACCUACAUUGAUCGCCCUGUAGAUGACUACUACGCGGACUCCCCUGAAGGCGUUGCCAUUGACUACUCUGAUGUGCGUAAUGUGGGGGGUCUCCGUACGUCCAACGUUUCAGACCUCAGCGGUGGGCAAAACCAGCGGCUUGCAGUUUCACGCACAUUCAUGCGUUCCUUGGUUACCGAUAAAGAAUCUUCCGCUGGUAUGCUGUUAUUUGAUGAACCGAGCGCCUCCUUAGACCCUACAGCUGAAAAUGAUCUCUUCGAGAAUCUGCGAAAGUUGAAGGGUACCAAGACCAUGAUAUUCUCCACUCACCGGUUCGGGAACCUCACCCGACAUGCGGAUCUCAUUUUGUACAUGGACGAAUCCGUACAGGAACAAGGCACGCACGAUGAACUGUUGGGGAAAGGGGGAGAGUAUGCUCGUAUCUGGAAUCUACAAGCGAAACCUUUCCUUUAA
Molecule: messenger RNA, 2393 nt
Organism: Suillus discolor
Lineage: Eukaryota; Fungi; Basidiomycota; Agaricomycetes; Boletales; Suillaceae
Product: P-loop containing nucleoside triphosphate hydrolase protein
Exons: 12
Coding region: 294-2393 (699 amino acids)
Biological process (GO): transmembrane transport
Molecular function (GO): ATP binding; ATPase-coupled lipid transmembrane transporter activity; ATP hydrolysis activity
Source: RefSeq, a predicted model, not a curated record